AUGAAUAUCUCACUUGACAAUGACCAUAACCAGGAUUUGGAGAACGCAGGUAUUGAACUGUAUGGUGAUAUUAGCACAGGAACAUCUGACGGUGCAAGAAGACAAGAAGUAAUGUGUGGUCACAGUUGGGAUUCUGUGCAAUCUUGGGACCAAAACCGUGCAAAAAUUCGAUUCGGUUAG
Molecule: messenger RNA, 180 nt
Organism: Ambispora gerdemannii
Lineage: Eukaryota; Fungi; Glomeromycota; Glomeromycetes; Archaeosporales; Ambisporaceae
Source: the annotation of a GenBank genome assembly